Messenger RNA from Paramuricea clavata, 348 nucleotides. The record is from the annotation of a GenBank genome assembly. Lineage: Eukaryota; Metazoa; Cnidaria; Anthozoa; Malacalcyonacea; Plexauridae.
AUGUUGUACAACCACAUUGCCAAUGCAUCUGUCAAAAUCUACACGCCAAGCUUUGAAGAUUGCCUCACAUUUUUGGUACAUUCAACUUUGAGUGUGCACAAAGAUGGCAUUGCAAUGAUGGUUGAUCAUGUGCAAUGUAGCAGUGACAAAUUACAAUUGACCGACAAUGUUUAUACAUCAAUAACAAAUUACCUUAAAGACUCUCAAGAUUUGAGUCCUGAAGGAAAAAAUAAUAACAGAGACAGUGAUUUGGAUGAAUCAGACUCGGAAAAUGUUUGCGAGGACACAACUCCACUGUUUACAUCUUCCGGUCGAAGAAGCAGAAGACCUGAUCGUCUUGAUUUGUAA